Molecule: messenger RNA, 750 nt
Organism: Habropoda laboriosa
Lineage: Eukaryota; Metazoa; Arthropoda; Insecta; Hymenoptera; Apidae
Exons: 2
Coding region: 193-750 (185 amino acids)
Source: RefSeq, a predicted model, not a curated record
AAGAUGCGUAGCGAAGGUUUCUGCCUACCUAGGCAGUCCGCGUCUCGACUUUGCUCCACAAACGUUUGGUUUCACGCGGCAUUGACCCGAGUCGGUUAUCAUUCGCGUCACGGAUGCGUCCUCGGGACCGCGAACGGGAGGAUAUAUUUUUUAUCUGUCGACGUACGCCACCGCCUAUCUGCGGUUUUGUAAAUGACGCCCCCGGUAUGCGGAUCCUGGCGAAUAUUUUCUGGGAUAAAGGCUGUCCCGUUUGAUUUAGCGUCAGUGUUAAUUUUUGUGCGCCCUUCCAGUAGUGUUUUCUUUCCUAUUUUGUCGGAUUAUCUUUAUUUCGCAGCGACCUCGUUCUGGAUUCGUCGAUUUUCUCUUUUCAAGGCAAUGAAACAGAAUUACGAAAGUCUUUCGGAAAAAUACAAGGCCUACAACAUUCUCCAUCAUUCCUCACACCAACACUGCUCGUCAUCACUAUCAUUCACCGUCAUUCCUCACCACGAAUACAUCAUCGUUCCUCACAUCAACACUGUCCAUAGUCACUAUCGUUCACGCUCGUUCCUCACCACGAAUACACCAUCGUUCCUUCACAUCAACACCACUUCGCAAUCAAAAUCAACCUCGAAACUUCAUCCUUCAUUGUCGCGGAAACUUCACCUUCGCCGAAUUUCUCCUGUGUCAUCGCAUUCGAUACGAAAACCCGAUCGAAUAUUCACAUCUCCCAUCAAAGGAGGCCGCGUUAUCGUUCGAUCGUCGCGAUAG